Molecule: messenger RNA, 1578 nt
Organism: Archocentrus centrarchus (flier cichlid)
Lineage: Eukaryota; Metazoa; Chordata; Actinopteri; Cichliformes; Cichlidae
Gene: arl8ba
Product: ADP-ribosylation factor-like 8Ba
Exons: 7
Coding region: 126-686 (186 amino acids)
Biological process (GO): protein transport; anterograde axonal transport
Cellular component (GO): lysosomal membrane
Molecular function (GO): GTP binding; GTPase activity
Source: RefSeq, a predicted model, not a curated record
GCUGAGCGAUCAUAUGACAGCUGCUUUCGUCCCACUUCCCUUCCCUACUGGAAAAACGCCACAUCUGACAGGGAGGGAGAAGGAACAGGUACAUCCACAGGGGAGUGUUGACCACCGACCUCAAGAUGCUGGCGCUAAUAAACCGGCUUCUGGACUGGAUUAAGUCUCUGUUUUGGAAAGAGGAGAUGGAGUUGACGCUGGUCGGCCUGCAGUACUCGGGAAAAACAACAUUUGUAAACGUGAUCGCAUCUGGGCAUUUCAGUGAAGAUAUGAUUCCUACAGUUGGGUUCAACAUGAGGAAGGUUACUAAAGGAAAUGUCACCAUCAAGAUCUGGGAUAUAGGAGGACAGCCAAGGUUCAGGAGCAUGUGGGAGCGGUACUGUCGGGGAGUUAAUGCAAUUGUGUACAUGGUUGACGCAGCAGAUCGAGAAAAGGUGGAGGCAUCGAGAAAUGAGCUUCACAAUUUAUUAGACAAACCUCAGUUGCAAGGAAUUCCCGUUUUGGUACUGGGUAACAAAAGGGAUCUCCCCAAUGCACUAGAUGAGAAGCAGCUCAUUGAGAAAAUGAAUCUGUCAGCUAUCCAGGACAGAGAGAUAUGCUGUUACUCAAUUUCCUGCAAAGAGAAAGACAACAUAGAUAUCACACUUCAGUGGCUCAUCCAGCACUCGAAGUCACGCAGGAGCUGAAAAUACCCAAGCUGUUUUCCAGCUGCUAUUGCCAUGUUAUUGUCACGUCACAUCCUCAUCACUCUGCGACGAUGUUCUUCACCGUGCUGCACUGUUCUGCUUAAGUCACUUUUUUUUUUUUUGUAAUUUCACCUUUUCUUUAACAAAGCCCACCAAUGCACUACAAAAAAAAAAUUAAUUCUGGUACCAAACUUUAAGAAAUCAGUUGGCAUUACACAUUACACAGCUUGUGAAUCUGUACUUUAAUUUGGAGUUUGAACUACCUUUUGGAUCUGCAGACAUCACACGGUAGUUUGUAACCCUUAUCUCUGGUAUGUGACAACACCUUCUUGUAGGAGGGUUUAUUCUGUUAAACAGACCUCACCGUAUGGGAAAUGUUCUUCAUGCAGUCAGGUAUGAUUCCAGGAUACGGCUAAUGUGAACAUGCAGGUUUUCCUGUAUCUGCCUCGCCUCUGACUGUCAGCCUCCCCUUGAUCAGAUUUUCUUUCUUUCUUUUUUUUUCUUUCAAAGACAUGUCUGUUGUUUUAGUAAACGUGCAUUUAAGCAAGUCAGUUUAAGCAGGUGUGCACAAAUAUCAAGCUAGUAUGAUUUUUACUGAUGUGGGGAUGUGUGUGUAUGAAUAUAUGAUUCUAUUUAAAGUUCUGAAUGUACUAAAAGAAACACUGUAUGGGAUUGUGUGGUUCAUAUUGGCCUCUAUUUGUAAUUAGCCUCAGUGGAACAAUGUCUUUUUGUGCUGCCUCAAAGCUGAGAGAGAGGCAGGAUUUAAAGUGCCUUGCACAUUGUCUCUCUUCUCUGAAGCAAAGCAGCAUGCAAGGUGUGCCUAGAGUAAAAUCAUAAAAAUACCACUUCAGUGUAUUCUAGGAAUAAAAAAAGGCAUGCUUUUUAAUUUAAA